[Torrubiella] hemipterigena is the source of this 3470-nucleotide messenger RNA. NCBI's taxonomy places the organism in Eukaryota, Fungi, Ascomycota, Sordariomycetes, Hypocreales, Clavicipitaceae. The record is from the annotation of a GenBank genome assembly.
CAAAGAUCUCCCAAGGCGAAACCAUAGGAGACAAGCUUCGUUGGCAGGGUUUUGCACUUUCCGCCCUGGUGUCUGCACCAAGAGAACCACUCAAGAUUCAGCAAUCUUGCUCCUACUCAUCGACUGUUCAAUCAGCCUACAACGGUAAUACCAUCUAGGUCACCGAUGUCAUCCGUGGCGGCGAGCAGAGUCGCUUCCCCCGCUCGCCCAGGAUCGUCCUCCGGCCUUACACAAGCCGCUGCGGGAUUGGCCCUGACCUCUCGUGAUGAAGCUUCCGCGUCCUCAAAGCAGGGGAUGGGCAAUACCCGAAUGGAAUUGCCCCCCGAUGCCUAUGUUGCUAGCCUUAAGAAGUCGAUGUUUCCCCACAGGGGAAACAAGUUCAAUUCUGAAGGUCAGAUUCAUAUGGUCGAGGUCAACCAGUACCGCAUGACAAACUUUGAUUUCAAGAAGAAGAUUUACCAGUACGAUGUAAGCAUAUGCGUGAAAUCUUCUCUAUUAUUCUAUAACUAACACCUGUAGAUCUCUGUAUCUCCGGACGUGACGCAAAAGACAGCUAUCCUGAAGAAGCUCUGGGACCAUCCCAAGACGAAGGAGGCUCUGGCCAACUACAAACCUCAGUUUUGGCUUUUUGAUGGUCGAAAACUUGCAUGGUCCUCUGUUCCCUUAGACCGAGGAGAAGUCAGGUUCUCGGUCGAUUUGGACGAGGGCAAGCCGGUACAGGCCAACCGCAGGGGGGGCUCCAAUCUCUUCUAUGUUACUAUCCGACAAACCACUGAGAUCAAGAUUGAAGCUUUGCAGGGCUACCUGGAUCACAAGAUCGAUUUCAACAAUGUGGUUCAGGAAGCGCUUAAUUUCUUGGAUCAUUUGAUUCGUGAGACGCCUUCGAAGAAGUUGUUGGCUAUCAAACGCAAUUUUUACCAUCGCAAUGGGUCAGGCCGUCGCCUCAUGGACGGAUCUAUUGUGGAGGUUCAUCAGGGAACUUAUGCUUCCCUGAGACUGAGCCAUAAUUUGGCUCACGGUGGCAUCGGCAUGGCGUUGAACACCGAUGUAUCCAAUACCUGCUUUUGGAUGGGCAAACAGACCGUCGACCAGAUGAUUUGCCACUACUUGGCUGGCUGUGAGCGCCGGUGGUACUCUCUUAAGCCGUCUGACCUUGCAAAGGAACUUCGACCUGUCAACAUUGAAGGACGACUUGGGCAAUCUGAUGCGUUCAAGCAUCUUCGCAAAUUUCGCAAAUUGCGCUUUACCGUACGCCACUCCAAUAGGGCUGCGGCUGCCAAUGAUAAAGUCUACACCAUCCAAGACUUUACUUUUGAUCCCAAAUAUGGACCAGAGGGGGUAAAUGCGAAGAACAAGACGUUCCCUCAGGAUGAUGGCAAAGAAAUCAGCGUCGUCGACUACUAUGAUAAAAAGUACGCGGCAUUCUUGCGGUACCCGUUCUUGCCAUUGAUUGAUGCUGGUAAGGGCGGCUUUAUUCCCAUGGAAUUUGCAUGGAUUGAGCCUAUGCAGCGCUAUGCGUUUAAACUCAACCCUGACCAGACAGCUGCAAUGAUCAAGAUGGCCGUCACAAGGCCCGAAGUUCGCAAGCAGAAUAUUCAACGUCAAAUGUCAUAUCUCGACCAACCCAACGACCCCGUCCUUGCUCACUAUGGUGCACAUUUUGAAAAGGAAUUUACCAAAACUCAGGCUCGGCUUCUACCUGCACCAAUCGUCAACUUUGGCACCGGCGUUGCAACCCCCGGCACGGGUGGCCGUUGGGAUCUUCGCGGGAAAAGGUUUUGGAAGGCAAAUGUUGUGCCUCUACAAGCCUGGGGGUUUGUCGUCAUGGACAACUGUGUCACCUUGCCGCAACUGCAGCAAUUUGCUAAGACUUUCAAGACCACUUUUGUCGGACAUGGAGGCAUCUGCAGCGCCGACCCAUUGCUUCUGAACGCGCCUGGAGAUAUCAAAACGAAUCCGGCACAGGUCCUCUCUUGGGCCCAUGGCCAAAUCACCAACAGCAAGAAGAUGUUCACGCAGCUGUUGUUUGUGGUUGUUCAACAUAAGAAUAGUCCACAUUAUAUCCGCCUCAAGAAGUCAGGCGAUUGUCGCUUCGGGAUUUUGACCCAGGUUGUCAACGGCGGUCAUGUUGCGAAGAACAAUGGGCAAUAUCAUUCCAACAUUUGCCUCAAAGUAAACGCAAAGCUUGGCGGUGCAACUUCGCGCACUAUGCCUCCAUGGAAAACUUCAGGGACUUACUUUCCAAGAGAGCGCCCUACCAUGAUCAUCGGCGUUGACAUUUCGCACGCCGCUCCGGGAGGCGAUGCAGCCUCUACCGCAGCCAUGACCAUGUCUAUUGACCCAGAUGCGACCCGGUACGCUGCCAUGGUUGAAUCCAAUGGGUAUAGGGUGGAGAUGCUUACUCCAAGCAAUGUCCAAAUGAUGAUUGGCAAGCUGUCCAGUGAAUGGAAGAAGGAGCAUGGGAACAGCUUCCCUGCGCAUAUCAUCUAUUUCCGCGAUGGUGUGGCCGAGGGGCAGUUUGCCCACGUCAUCGAGCAGGAGGUGCAAGAGAUGAAAUCUUUCUUUCAGCGCGUCGGCGGGGGGAAGCCUCCCCCAAAGUUCACCGUCAUCAUUGCCACUAAGCGGCACCAUAUAAGGCUAUUCCCUCUCCAUGGAAAGGGGGAUCGCAACGGCAACGUUCUGCCAGGGACUUUGGUCGAGAGGGAUGUGACCCAUCCUUUCAUGUUCGACUUUUAUCUCAACUCCCAUGCCGCUAUUCAGGGCACUGCGCGCCCGGUCCAUUACCAUGUGAUUAUGGAUGAGAUGAAUUGCCCGGUCAAUGAUCUUCAAAAGAUGAUCUAUUACCAAUGCUAUACGUAUGCCCGAUCCACAACACCGGUGUCCCUUCACCCGGCGGUGUACUAUGCUCACCUCGCAUGCAACCGAGCUCGCGCUCAUGAGGCCUCUUCGUCGACGGAUUCGGCUCGUACUGGUUCCAAGGGGCAUGAGAUGAUCCGCGAGCAGGAAUCCCGGGGUUUGAGUUCCGUCAAUUUGAGAAACACGGCGGCCCCUGCGUUGUUGCCCCUCGGUGGCCGCCCAGAGUCUGCGAAGCUCGCGCAUGGGGAGGCGGCUCAGAGACGUUUUUUGCCUCGUACCAUGUGGUAUAUUUAAAGAAAACUCAACCAAAAAAAUCACAGACGUAACAGGACCGUGCUGAAAAGAGCCACAUAGAGGGGAAUUUGCUAGGAAGAAUAGUUGAUUGAUUUGGUUAAGGAAUAAGAAACAGGAAAUACGGACCAGGAAAUAUGACAAAGGAAUUACCAUAUUGAAAGCGAGCCAAACACGGAACAGGUAGUAGCUAGGGAUAAGAACAAAUUAGCUUAGCGUAAAAAAACACAAAUAGGAAUAAGAAGUUUGCAUUCCACCAAACCUAUUCGCUUUGACAAGUGCCUGAAAUUAGAAUUGAAACAAAGAGCCGUGCACACUUACAC